Molecule: messenger RNA, 773 nt
Organism: Rhea pennata
Lineage: Eukaryota; Metazoa; Chordata; Aves; Rheiformes; Rheidae
Gene: NRGN
Product: neurogranin
Exons: 3
Coding region: 167-388 (73 amino acids)
Molecular function (GO): protein binding
Source: RefSeq, a predicted model, not a curated record
CCCCGAACAGCGCGGCGCGGAGCGGUGCGGGUCUGAUAGGCUCGCCGCGAGGCACCGCGUUACGUAGGCAAGCGGCUCCGCUCAACUUGCCACCUGCGAGCGGCGCGCCCGGGAGAGCAGCGCGGCACCUCUCGCCCGCCGGCCGCCCGUCACCGUGGCCUCCACCAUGGACUGCUGCAACGAGGGAGCGUGCACGAAGCUGGACGAGGACAUCCUGGACAUCCCGCUGGACGACCCCGACGCCAACGCGGCCGCCGCCAAGAUCCAGGCCAGUUUCCGCGGCCACAUGACUCGGAAGAAGAUAAAAGGCGGCGAGAUCGAGCGGAAAAGCAAGGACGCCGAGUGCGCCAACAGCACCCGCGCGGGCGACCUCCGCAACGGCGACUAGCCGGCCCGGCAGCCGCGAGGCGCCGGAUGGACCCCCCCUCGCCGCGCCGCCGACCGCCAGCCGUGGCCCCACCGCUGGACGCCCGCGCCCUCCCCGCCGCGCUGGCCCCCGCCUCCCUCCGCCCCCCGCUUCGCCCCCCGCCGGGGCUCGCGGCUUUUCAAGCCUUUGUAGCCGCCGGCAGAGCUGGCCCCCGGCGAGCUGGCCCCCGCAUGCGCCCGCCGCGCCAUGCCGGCGCCCGCCGGGCUGCCCCCGGACCUGGUCCCGUCCCCUGCACCCGUGUGCAUGUCCCCCCCGGCCGCCUCGGGCCACCAAUAAACGUCCCCGUGAGAGGCGCCGCUCUUCCUUUGGGCUUUCCCGGCCCGCCGCGAGGCCGUCCCGAGCGCGU